AUGAUUGUUUCUAUUAAUGGAGAGACAAGAAAAAUUAUAUGGCAAAAUCCAGUGCCUUCUUCGGUGAGAUUCUGUCGUCCUAUCCGGGCUCGGUUCAUUCACGAAACAAAGGAUAUCACAAAGGAAGAAAUCACCUAUAUUGAAGAACAAGCAAGGAAUCUCAAAGAAAUUACUGGUAUGGAAGUUUCGGUUAAAAUAAAUCACAACAUUUUGCUCACAAUGGUCGAUGGAAAGGUGUGCAAUGCCGCGACUGAUACGGCUUCAACAAUGAGAUGCUACAUAUGUGGACAAACAUCUAAGGACUUCAAUAAACUUGAAAUAGGUAAUGUUUGUGAAGAGUCUCUGAAAUUUGGACUAUCCAUUCUGCACGCAAGAAUUCGUUUCUUCGAGCUAUUGUUGCACCUGGCGUAUAAAGCGCCCUUACAGAAGUGGCAAGCCCGAACGGCAGAAGACAAAAAUAUUUUGAAAGAAACAAAACAGAAAAUACAAUAA
Messenger RNA from Parnassius apollo (apollo), 492 nucleotides. The record is from the annotation of a GenBank genome assembly. NCBI's taxonomy places the organism in Eukaryota, Metazoa, Arthropoda, Insecta, Lepidoptera, Papilionidae.